Molecule: messenger RNA, 1733 nt
Organism: Anthonomus grandis grandis
Lineage: Eukaryota; Metazoa; Arthropoda; Insecta; Coleoptera; Curculionidae
Exons: 6
Coding region: 166-1635 (489 amino acids)
Source: RefSeq, a predicted model, not a curated record
CCCUACUAAUCCCAGCAAACCAUGAAUCUAGGUCGAACAGCUGGGCCGGCCGCAGUGCGCAUCUCCAAUAACCCAAACUUCCUGUAUGCAGUAUAUAUGCAGUUAGUGUCGAUUGUUGUGAAACCAGUUCUACUAUGACGAAAACCAAAUAAGUGAUAACAGAAAAUGACUUGCCUCAACGAGUGCACCACCAUAAUCAAACUAAUCAACUUUAAUCAAAAAGACUUCGUUUCCUAUCCAAUAAUAAGACUGGUCGGACUGGUGGAAUCUUCCCACUCCCGAAAUUGCUUAAUUAACGAUGACCACUUAGAACUUUUCCUAGAAAAUAAGAAUCUUCCAGAUGCCAAUAAAACACCGAUCAAACUAAAACAGGGAAAAUUCAAAGUUUUUCUGGAACUCCAAGAGGGUUGCAAUGAGUUUGUUGUACACGAUGCCCUACAGUCUUUACCGAUUACAUUGGAGUAUCGUCCUGUCAGAUCUGAAUUUACUGUGAUGCCUUUGUAUGUGAUAUGUGAGGGACAUGAUGGGUUUUUCCAAGCUCCUUCUAAUGAGAAGAACAACAUUGAUAGUGCCUGCAAGAGAAUCCAGCUAUGCUCCAAGCUGCUGCAAUGCUUCACUGCUGAAAAGCUUUUGGAAAAUGGCUUAGGAAGAAGAACCUUCUUUCUGGAAGAGACGUGCCAAAUAUUUAGGAGUAAUGUGAACUAUCAGGAAGCCAGGAAAAUGAGCCAAGAAGAGUUAUGGGAAACUAUUGGUAGGGAUAUCAUGAAUUCUGAGCUGGCCUCCCCCAAUAGAAAAUACUUGGCCUUUCUCUCUUGCACCAACUAUAAAGGGGAUCAGUACUCUGAACAUUUGAAAAGCCAUGAAGACUUAAUCAAUAUUACUGAGGCCUAUGUGGCACUGGGGGGAGGUGGUUUAGCCCUAUUCGGAUCAGCUUGCUUGUACACUUGGCCAGAGCAUUUUUCAGAAGUCAUUUCAAGGUUUGAAGAUAAAACUCUGGUUGAUAAGACUCAGUUCUUAGACGAUAGCUGCUACAGAGGAACUCUUGGAGCCUGCUUCUCAACCACUUUAGGGUCAGUUCUGCAUGAACUGUAUCAUACUUUCAAUCUGGGCCACACGGAAACUGGGGUUAUGGGACGAGGUUUUGAUAAUAUUAGUAAAUUUUUCACCCUGGAGGAUCAGCUGGAGGUUACGAAAAGCUUCCAGAACCCCAUAGAGUUUAGGGAGGAGUUUGAGUCUGAUAAACUCUCCGAAAGGUUAAGCAAUGAAUACAAACGAAAAGACUUUCAUGUGAUAAAGAAGUUCGAGGAGAAUGAUUGGACUAUUUUGACCAAGAGCUGUGCAGUUAUAUUGGCUUAUCAUAAGUGGUUUAACAAUUUUUCCAGUAGUGCCAACUUCACAUUGACUUUUGACGCUUCCAACAAUUUUAUCAGAUCAACGGCAGGCAUUAGGGUGGUGGAAGUUAGAAAGCAGCCAGACGAACUGAUUUUGAAUGAGUGGACUUUUGAAGGCAAAGUCUUGAAGUACUCAUUUAGGGUUCCUGAUGAAGCAUUUAGUGAAAAACUUCCAAUUAUGCUUUUCGUUGAGGACAACUUUGGGAAUAUUUUAAAGCAAUCUGUUAAGAGUUUGUUAGAAUAAGUUAGACUGUAGUUGUAGAUAUUUUCUAGAUAAAUGGAUAUUUUUAGUAUGCAGAUCAGAAGUUCUUUAAAUUAAAUAAAGUGUUUAGAUAUUUUCUA